AUGACUGAGCAAAGCUUUACCAUGUUCCUGCAACAGGACGACAAGGACAUGGCACGAUACUCCGAUCACUCGCACAACAUUGCCUUCACAUCGAGCCCCAUGAACAUGAGCAUGACCGCCGACGCCUACAGCGGAUACCACGGUUCUCUCGCGACGACCAUGGGGAAUCUCGACCAGACCAUGUACGGCACCGACAAUGGCAUCCCAAAUUACGUCCUCAACAGCCGCACCUCCUCCAGCACAUACCCCGACGACGGCGACAUGAGAUUGUCGUCAUCGGGCCUGUCAACGGCCUCGGCGCCGUCGGCGCCGUCCUCUGUCGUCGGAUCACCACAGUCGCAUACUGGCCACCUCGGCGUUCCUGAGUGGGCACACAUGCAACCCAACAUUGUGGGCGACUACAUGACGGGCGGUGACUACCCGACGUUCUCGAGCUCCAACGUGGAUGAUCUGUCGACGUUUGACUUUACACACCCCAAGACCUUUGUUGAUCCCUCGCUGAUCCACCCUGAGAUUGGACAGCAGAAUCCCAUGUCUUUCUCGCCAUAUGACGCUGGCUUCCACCAGCCCGUCCACCCAUAUCCCGCUUCUCCCUCGCUCGCUACUUCGCCGCAACCCUCGAUGAUGCGCACCAGCUCGUCUUCGCCAUAUCUCCACAAUGGCUCGUUCCAAGCCGGCUUUACUCACAGCCCCUACAGCACUCCCAUGGACCCCGCCGGCCGGCGCCAGAGCAUGGCUGGCGGCUUCAUCUCGCCUGGCUCUGCCGAAUAUGCUUCCGGCGACGAGACCAAGGAGCGUCAGCGCUGCACCUACCCCGACUGUGGCAAAGUCUUCAAGGACCUCAAGGCGCACAUGCUCACCCACCAAACUGAACGCCCUGAGAAAUGCCCCAUCCAGACUUGCGAGUAUCACAUCAAGGGCUUUGCUCGCAAGUACGACAAGAACCGCCACACCCUGACUCAUUACAAGGGUACUAUGGUGUGUGGCUUCUGCCCUGGCUCCGGCUCGGCCGCCGAAAAGUCGUUCAACCGCGCCGACGUUUUCAAGCGCCAUCUCACAACGGUCCACGGUGUCGAGCAGACGCCACCCAACUCCCGCAAGAAGGCACCCACCGCCGUCAACCCCGGCAAGAAGCUCACCGGCUAUGCUGCCGAUGCUACCGGCAAGUGCAGUACCUGCUCGCAGACAUUUUCCAACGCCCAGGACUUUUACGAACAUCUGGACGAUUGUGUUCUGCGUAUUGUUCAGCAGGAGGACCCCGCCGAAGCCAUCAACGCCCAGCGCCUGGCUGAGGUUGAGAAUGACAGCAGCGUUCACCAGACUCUGGAGAAGAACAACUUGCCCACCACAACCCCUUCGAACCAUGCUACUCCAAAUGAGGACGAUGAGGACGAUGAGGACAUGGAAGACGACGGCGAGGAUCGCCUCAAUGCUUCACCUAAGAAGAAGAUGGCCCUCACAAACGGCGUUUCCAAGUCGCGCGGCAUUACCCAUUCGCGCGGCGGCGUUCCUCUCAUUGCCAAGACACGUGGUCGCAAAAACCGCAAGGACUAUCCCUCUUCUUGGGGCUUUGACAAGGGCCAAAUGACCAUGAAGAAGCGCAUCAUGGCCGUCUUUGAUGACCUGGACGUGCAGACCAUGAAGCGCGCCGAGGGCUUCCUGAACGCCACCGACGACGAGAAGGGCCCUUGGAUCUCUGAUGACCCUACAGAGGAGCAGAUCCUUGAGAUGCAGAGGGUGCAAGAGAUCCUUAGCGCCCCCUCGACCACAGAGACUAGUUCCGCUUCUUCUUAA
Akanthomyces muscarius is the source of this 1794-nucleotide messenger RNA. RefSeq lists its product as uncharacterized. Gene Ontology annotation, biological process: regulation of transcription by RNA polymerase II. The transcript is spliced from 3 exons. The record is from RefSeq and is a predicted model, not a curated record. Lineage: Eukaryota; Fungi; Ascomycota; Sordariomycetes; Hypocreales; Cordycipitaceae. Gene Ontology annotation, cellular component: nucleus. Bases 1 to 1794 code for a protein of 597 amino acids.